UUCUCGUUCUGCUUUCUUCACUUGGUUCAGGUGCUGUGUCGUGUAAGGUAAGGAGUAUUAUACGGUACAUCUACGCGUAUACGAAUACGAAUGCUGCUGUCAGGCUUGGGUACUUCUUCGCAAGAUCUCACUUGUGGUUAUAAUUCACGUGUUGCUGGUGCGUUCUUCGAGUCGGGCUUACGUUAUAGUCGGAUUUUAUAAUAACUCGAUUUAAUCGCUUUUGUCGCGAAGCUUUCGCUUUUCAUGUGGUGUUGCUGACAUCAAAGGUGAACUCGUUUUCGAGCUGGGAUACCUACGAGGUUUUUUUUCAUCGAUUAAAUGCGAGCCGAGUGAUGCGGUAAAUUUUCAAUAAAGGUGCUGCCUUAAGAUGGACAUGAACGUGAUGAACUCAAACGGCGGCAAAGAGGCCGCCGUUAUGGUGAGAAAUGCGUAUAAAAGAUUCAAUGUCGCAAAUGUCGUACUCCAUGGGUUGAAUAUGACUGUACCCGAAGGCACUGUGUAUGGACUGCUUGGACCCAGUGGUUGUGGUAAAACUACCCUGUUGCAUUGUAUAGUCGGUAGAAGUGAACUGGACUCUGGUGAAAUUAAAGUCAAAGCGAAGAAAAAAGCAAAUAUCGGUUACAUGCCUCAAGAAAUAGCUUUAUACAACGAAUUCAGUAUUAUCGAAACGAUGACCUAUUACGGUAGACUAUUCGGCCUUUGCGGUAAGAAAAUCGAAAAAAGAACAGAAGAAUUACUAAAAUUCUUAGAACUGCCUUCAAAAUCCAGUAUCGUUGGUAAAUUGAGCGGUGGACAAGAAAGAAGAGUUUCAUUUGCUGUCGCCUUAAUACACGAUCCUCAGUUAUUAAUCUUAGAUGAGCCUACCGUAGGCGUAGAUCCAGUGCUUAGUGCAAGUAUUUGGGAAAGACUGCUUCAUAUGGCCGCACAUGGCAACAAAACAGUGAUAAUUACUACUCAUUACAUCGAAGAGGCUCGUCAGGCUCAUACCAUCGGUUUAAUGCGAAAUGGGCAACUAUUAGCCGAAGAAUCGCCUUCACAGUUAAUGAUACAGCAUAACUGUUCAACUUUAGAACAAGCAUUUUUAGAACUGAGUAAAAGGCAGUACACGAGUACAAUCGGUCAAGAAGAUGAGAAUUGUAACAUCGAAGUGUACCCAACACCUAAAGAAAAACCAGAAGUACCUCUGCAACACGAUGUCAAUUGCUCGUGGAAACGAAUAUUUGCUCAAUUGACGAAAAAUUUCUACUGGAUGAAAAGGAAUAAAGCAAUUAUGUGUUUUUUACUACUUCUGCCAGUUGUACAAUGUUUCUUAUUUUGUUUAUGCAUCGGACGUGAUCCUCGUGGGCUGAAGGUGGCCGUCGUCAAUGAAGAAGUACAAGGAAUUUCCAGCUGUGACUGGUUACCUUUAGAAGGGUGUAAUUUUUCAGUACCUCUCAGCUGUAGAUAUUUAAAGAAAAUACAACAAAAAACUUAUAACUUGAUCGAGUAUUACGAUAUUGAAACGGCAAAAAAUGCCAUAAAAACGAACGAAGUAUGGGGUUUGAUUUAUUUUUCGAAAAAUUACACCGCUUCGUUAGUCGAACGAAUCAUGCUGAAAGAAGAAACAGAUAAUGUUUCCAUAGCAUUAAGUGAAGUUAAUGUUUGGCAAGAUAUGUCCAAUCAAUAUAUCAGUAAUCUAUUGAGAAAGGACGCUUUGAAUGGAUACGUGGAGUUUCUACAAGGAGUAUUCUUCGAUUGCGGAUGGCCUCCUAGAAUGGCAGAUAUACCUAUCAAAUUGGAGAAAGCAAUCUAUGGUAAUAAUAAUCCUAGUUUUAGUCAUUUCACCGCACCAGCCAUAAUAUCUUUAUUUGAAUUCUAUUUACCAAUGGUGUUCACUGUUGGAGCCAUAUUGAUGGAAAAAAUGGCCGGUUUGUUGGAACGAAGUUUAGUCGCAGGUUUUGGUCAAAAAUAUGUUAACCAAUGGUUUCAGGAGGUCGAAAACUAUCAUAAUCAGUUCAAACCCCAUUUUUCAAAAUUGUGGUCUUUAGCAGGUGUGACGAUCUUAGAAGUUGUAAUUUCGCAUAUGGUUGUGCAAUUCAUCGUAAUUAGCAUUCAAACUACGCUGAUGAUGUUGGUGUUAUUCGUUUUAUACGAUAAUCCUCUAGCUGGAAGCUUACUUUGGAUAUUACUGCUGCUAUUUUUGACCGGAACCAGUGGCAUGUGUUAUGGUUUCAUGGUGGCUGUGAUGUGCAAUACAGAUACAGCUGCUACUUUCAUGGGCUUAGGAAGUUUCUUCCCAUUGGCAAUGUUGAGUGGUAUGAUGUGGCCUUUGGAAGGAAUGCACUGGAUUUUACGAUCAAUCGGAUGGAUUUUACCGAUCACACUGUCGACGGAAACUUUCCGAGCUUUAUCUGCCAGAGCAUGGACUAUCACUCAUCCUACCGUAUACAAAGGGUUUUUCUCAUCUUUCGGUUGGAUUUGCUUCUUUAUGUUUAUAACGAUGCUCGUCGUGAAGAAAAAUCAUGGUUUAAGGAGAAAAUGAACAUGUUGUGAAACUUUUUUUAAAAGAGAUAUGUACCUGGUUAUGUAUUUUCUCUUAGGUUGGUUGGUUGAUUGCGAGCCUAUGACUCCGAGGUUGCCUUAUAUGUUUUAAUUCGAGGGGGCGAAUGGUUCGACUCUGUUGCCAUUGUAUCGCCAAAAUUGACAUUAUUAUGUAGUUUAAUUAACGCGGUGUCCAUGAAUUGAAUAAACUUUUUUUUUUUUUAUCUGUGUAGUUACCGAGAUGUGAACAUUUUUUUCUAUGGUUUAUAUUUUAAUAAGCAUUGUGAUAAGUUUAAAAAGUCGUGUAUAUAGAACAUACUUAUUAUUAUAAAACAUGGUUGAUUUUUUUUUUCAAGUACCUAUUUAUGUAAGUUGAUAAUAAGUACAUAGUAACGAAAUAAAGUUGAGGAAAUUUCAA
Messenger RNA from Planococcus citri (citrus mealybug), 2938 nucleotides. Its product is annotated as ABC transporter G family member 20-like. The record is from RefSeq and is a predicted model, not a curated record. Gene Ontology annotation, cellular component: membrane. NCBI's taxonomy places the organism in Eukaryota, Metazoa, Arthropoda, Insecta, Hemiptera, Pseudococcidae. Gene Ontology annotation, molecular function: ABC-type transporter activity; ATP binding; ATP hydrolysis activity. Bases 368 to 2521 code for a protein of 717 amino acids. The transcript is spliced from 17 exons.